GGAGAAUCUCAGUAAUGGCUAGGUCACCGAACAAACACGGCCGCGAUCAAGCUCAGGAUUUCCAGGGAUUUUUGAAUGACAUGCAGGACUGGGAACUUUCAUUGAAGGAUAAAGACAAGAAAAUGAAACACCAACCAUCUACUUCCUCCAACCUUAGUAGUGGGUCAAAGCAAUAUGACUUUGUGAAAAGGUACGGUCCAAUGAGUCAUUUGUCAAGUGGUUUCGUGGACCAUCAUGAUACACAGUUCGAUGCUAACUCAGAGAAGGAGCAGGGGAAUGAAUAUUUCAAGCAGAAGAAGUUCAAUGAAGCCAUCGACUGUUACUCUCGGAGUAUUGCUCUAUCACCAAAUGCCGUGGCUUUUGCAAAUCGGGCUAUGGCUUACCUUAAAAUCAAAAGAUAUCGAGAGGCUGAAGCAGACUGCACAGAAGCGUUAAAUCUUGAUGAUCGAUACAUAAAGGCAUGCUCACGCCGAGCAACAGCAAGAAAACAACUCGGCAUGAUUAAAGAAGCCAUAGAAGAUGCUGAGUUUGCUUUAAGAUUACAACCUGAAAGCCAGGAACUUAAGAAGCAGUAUGCCGACAUCAAAUCUUUGCUUGAGAAAGAAAUCAUUGAGAGGGCCUCUGGAGCAAUGCAAAGCACUGCAGAAGAAUUGCUCAAAACAGCCGGUUUAGAAAAGAAGGCAAAAAUGCCAAAUGCGGAAAUCAAGAUGAAGACCCCAGGGGCCAAUGAAAUUCCGGGAAAGAAGUUCAUCGAAAGUGUACAAUUUGAGGAGAGAAAGAAUGAAGUUUCCAAGAAAAUUUCAGCUAUCACAGAACCGGUAGACAUCAAGAAGCUGACGCUUAAAAGUGACAGUUAUGAAAAGGAGGCAAACUAUUCUGACAUUAAUGGUAGUCAGCUGUCUCGAACGGGAAGCCAGGUUUCUAGAAAGGUGGAACUAAAGCAAUCAGUGCAAGAGCUUGCUGCUCGUGCAGCGUCACUUGCAAUGGCUGAAGUUUCUAAAAACAUUGAAGCUCCUAAAUCUGCUUACGAAUUUGAGAACUCUUGGCGGAGUUUCUCAGGCAACCGUGCAUUACAAACCCAGUUGUUAAAGGUUACGACUCCAAGCUCUUUACCUCAUAUUUUCAAGAACGCUUUGACUUCUUCUGUUUUUUUUGACAUAAUCAAGUGUGUAGCCUCAUUUUUCAAUGACGAUAUGGAUUUGGCUGUUCAAUACAUUGAGAACCUAACAAAGGUUCCUCGAUUCAACAUGAUCGUCAUGUGCCUUACCUCAACGGAGAAAAAUGAGCUUUUGAAGAUAUGGGAGGAUGUAUUCUGCAGUAAAGCGACUCCAAUGGAAUAUGCAGAGGUCUUAGACAAACUGACAUCAAGAUACUGCCUGAAACAUUAACUUGGGAGAUGCCUCAUUUUAGCAGCGUACAUGGUGAAGAUUUUGCAAACCCAGAAAGCAAUUUUCAGUGGCGGCUGUGAAUUGUUCAUAUAUUUACCGGAAGAAUAAUAAACCGGGUUAUCAUUUUGGUUUAGCUGAAACCUUUCAACUAAGAUAUGUAACACAGAAAAGUUACCGUCAUUUUUAUUUCUUCAUGUGUCUUGCUGCAUAUAGGGGAAAUUCCUUGCAAGUUUCGAUUAUGCAUCUAGAAGACUAGAACUAAGCAUGUGCACUUCGGGUCGGGUCAUUUAACCCUUACUUUACCGUUCAAAACACAUGAAUUACAUCUAUUCUAUGAA
Molecule: messenger RNA, 1726 nt
Organism: Eruca vesicaria subsp. sativa (arugula)
Lineage: Eukaryota; Viridiplantae; Streptophyta; Magnoliopsida; Brassicales; Brassicaceae
Source: the annotation of a GenBank genome assembly